Exophiala oligosperma is the source of this 714-nucleotide messenger RNA. RefSeq lists its product as uncharacterized. The transcript is spliced from 3 exons. The record is from RefSeq and is a predicted model, not a curated record. Gene Ontology annotation, biological process: protein phosphorylation. Bases 1 to 714 code for a protein of 237 amino acids. Lineage: Eukaryota; Fungi; Ascomycota; Eurotiomycetes; Chaetothyriales; Herpotrichiellaceae. Gene Ontology annotation, molecular function: protein kinase activity; ATP binding.
AUGGAUAGCAGCGCCCAGCACCGCAUCACCCAGUUGGGAGAGAACCUUUACGGAGGAGUUCCACACUAUGAAGAACACCUCCCCAGAGGAGCUCAAGACGUCAAUAAUGGUCUUGUUGCUUCCGCGGGAUUUCGGACCAUUUUGAACGGUCGUGAAGCCAAUCUGCCCGGGUCGCGCCGUAUCUAUCGAAACUCCUCUUCUGAGCGAUAUAUGCAACAUCGACGAGGUCCUAUCUGGGCCAAUUACAAACGAUGUUUUGAGUUAGAGUUGAACGGGAAAGUCGACAUCGCAAUCCCGCAAACUUCAUCGCCGAAACUAGUUGUCGUGCGACGAGCCGCGACAACGAACCUUGAUCACCAAAUGCAAACGUUGCUCCAGCUCAUGGCACAACCUUAUUUCGCCAGAUGUUUCGAGGUGUUCGGCUCCGUUUCAUCUCCGUACUUCGUUUGCGAGUAUUUGAGCUUGACCCUGGGUCACAUUAUGGGACUCCCUCUAUUUCCCACAGAGGUUGAGGUUGUGGCAAUCACAGGCCAGCUCGUAGAAGCGCUAGCAUUCCUUGAGCGGCAUGAUUUGGUGCAUGAAGGAUUAAGCAUGUCAAACAUAUUGCUCAACGACGAUGGAUAUGUCAAAAUAGGUUGGGCCCGUUUUCUGAACCGGAGCUAUGUAAUCGAGAUCAAGAUGGCUCGAAUGGCCGAAGAAAUGUUCAGGAGCUAG